This is a messenger RNA of Rhipicephalus microplus (southern cattle tick), 3424 nucleotides long. RefSeq names its product ubiquitin-like modifier-activating enzyme 1. The record is from RefSeq and is a predicted model, not a curated record. Gene Ontology annotation, cellular component: SUMO activating enzyme complex; cytoplasm. Lineage: Eukaryota; Metazoa; Arthropoda; Arachnida; Ixodida; Ixodidae. Gene Ontology annotation, biological process: protein sumoylation. Gene Ontology annotation, molecular function: SUMO activating enzyme activity.
AUGCAUCUAGAACAUUCUCUGCGAAGGCACGUGACUGACGUGGUCUCUGCCGUGAUCCGGUCGCGGUGCCGCAGCAGUCGCAAGACUGUCGGGACAGCGGCAAGUGGUGGCACGGUCCACCCGAAAUCACGACGGGCAGGAACGCGUGACGUCUUGCCGCGGCCACGACUUCCUACGGGCGCCCGGCCGGACGACAACAUGGCCACUUCGAAGGACGAAGACGAUUCUCCACCGGCGAAGAGACGGAGGACCGACGAAGGAGAUGCGUCCCAGGAGGCGCAAAACCAUAUCCAGUCGGGCCUACCCGAACAGAAACCAGUGGACAUCGAUGAGAGAAUCUACUCUAGACAGCUCUACGUUCUCGGGCGCGACGCCAUGGUGCGCCUGGCCCAAUCGGACGUUCUUAUUGUGGGCAUGGGAGGCUUGGGUGUCGAGAUCGCCAAGAACGUCGUCCUUGCCGGCGUCAAGUCUGUCACCAUCUACGACGAGCAAGUGUGCACCGGUGUGGACCUCUCGUCUCAGUACUUCCUCAGCGAAGAAGCUAUAGGCGAAAAUCGGGCAAUCAUGUGCGAGGCUCCACUGGCACAACUGAAUCAGCAUGUGCAGGUCAAGGCGCAUACAGAGCCACUGACCGAGGAUUUCGUGAGAAAAUUCACCGUGGUUGUCUUGACCGAGGUCCCGCUGGAGAAUCAAAAAGCCAUCGGCGAUUUCACCCACGAGAACAAUAUUCCUCUCAUCGUGGCUGAUACGAGGGGCGUGGCUGGGCAAAUAUUCUGUGACUUCGGCGAAAAAUUCCGCGUCCUUGACCCCAACGGAGAGCCUCCGAGGUCCAUUAUGAUCAAGUUGAUUAGCCAGAAGGAAGGAGUGGUCGCGCCCGUCCACAAGGAGCGGCAUGCUUUCGAAAACGGCGACUACGUCACCUUUUCAGAAGUCCGAGGCAUGACCGAGAUUAACGACUGUCCACCCAUGGAGGUCAACGUUUUGUGCCCACAUCGAUUCUCCGUGAAGCUUCCAGAGAAGUACGGUGAUCGAGGCAUAGGUGGUAUUGCGACCGAGGUUAAAAUUCCGAAAAAGAUCGAGUUUAAACCACUGAAUGAAUCCUUGCAGGACCCUGAGUUCGUCACCUGUAGCUCGAGGAACGCAGACCGCCACGCACAGCUGCACCUAGGUUUCCAGGCUCUGCACGCCUUUCAGGAGGCGCACCAUGGACUGCCGCGUCCGUGGGACGUCGACGACGCUACUGAGGUGGUGGAACUUGCGGAGAAGAAGAACGGCCUGCUCGCCAAGCCACUCAAAGAAGUUGACCGGGAAGUCAUCUCCCUGCUCUCUUGCACCUCAUCUGGCUCCCUGUGUCCCAUGCAGUCCGUCAUCGGCAGCAUCGCAGCGCAGGAAGUCAUCAAGGCGUGCAGCGGCAAGUUCACUCCGAUAUACCAGUGGUUCUACUUAGAUGCUUUCGAGUGCCUGCCACAGGACCAGUCCUCGACGUCUAGUUCGUCGUUGCCGCGACAAUCACGGUACUGCGCGCAGACCUCCGUGUUUGGCCACGAAGUGCAGCAGCAACUGCUUAGACAGAGAUUCUUUGUGGUCGGAGCUGAGGCCAUUGGGUGUGAACUUCUCAAGAACAUAGCCAUGAUGGGCGUCGGGGCAUUCGACGGUUGCAUCUACGUCACGGACUCGGACAAAGUACAGAGGUCCAACCUCAACAGGCAGUUCCUCUUUCGGGCCGAGGACGUCGGGCGUCCGAAGUCGGUUGCCGCUGCGGAGGCUGCUGUGCGGAUCAAUCCGGACCUGUGCAUUGUGCCUCACGAGCUGAAGGUCGGACCAGAAACGGAGAAGAUGUACGACGACCGGUUCUUCGAGUGCUUGAACGGCGUGGUCCUCGCGCUGGACGACGUCGAAGGGCGUCGGUACAUGGACCGCCGAUGCGUGCACUAUUGCAAGCCUAUGCUCGAUUCGGGCACCGAGGGCACCAAGGGCAGCGUCCAGGUGGUCAUCCCGUUACUGACCGAGACUUACUCUUGCUCCCAGGACCCAGCAGAGACGUCAGUGCCUGUCUGCACCGUCAAGUACUUUCCCACAAAAAUAGAGCACACUUUGGAGUGGGCCCGCGAUGAGUUCGAGGGUCUCUUCAAGACGAGUGCAGUGAAUGCUGUCAAAUACAUGAGUGACGCCCGGUUCCUGUUCGACGCACUGAAGAUUCUGCCAGUGGCAAAAAAGGUUGCCUUGCUGCAAGAUAUCAUGAAGAUUCUAGUGGAUGAACGGCCUAGAGUAUUCGACGAUUGUGUUCGAAUCGCCAGACUGCGCUUUCAGGAGCAGUACAACACUAACAUCAGGAAAAUUCUGCAGGUUCAUCCCGAGGAACAGCUCACCAUCAAGGGCGUUCCGUUCUGGUCGGCAAGCAAGCGUUGCCCCCACCCGAUCGAUUUCGACGCCAACAACAUUAGGGGGGGGGGUCUUUGUAGGCAACAGCAAAUGGCUCGUAUAUCUGUCUUACUGUGUUGUCAGCAUGAAGGGACUAUGCUAAAAGGGCUUCUAUCCGUGAAGCGGCCGCAUUCUCUUGCACCAGCGUUUUCUGCACUUAGGUCAGACCGGAUCCAAAAAUACAAGGAGCUCGUGUGUGAUCUGCUGGAGAAACUCCCGGCGCCAAAUGAUCUUCGUGACUUGACGCUUAAGGCCCUCGAGUUCGACGUGGACGACGAGCCCAACUUCCACGUGGAUUUCAUCGUGGCGGCAUCGAACCUGCGCGCCGCGAACUACAACAUCCAGCCGUCCGACAGGCUCAAGGGCAAACUGGUCGCGGGCAAGAUCGUCCCUGCCAUCGCCACGACCACAUCGCUCGUGGCGGGCCUGGCCUGUCUGGAAUUAUACAAGCUAGUUCAAGAACACAAAAGGCUGGAGCUUUACAAGAACAGCUUCGUGAACUUGGCGCUGCCUUUUGUUGGUUUCUCAGAACCUAUUCCAGCCUGCUUGGAAAAAGGUUUAUUUCGGAGCCAAGAGUUCUCGUUCUGGAACUGCGUCGAAAUCAACGGAGAGUUGACUCUUGCAGAGCUUCUGGAGUAUUUCCGGCUGCAGCUAAAUGUCGACGUUACGAACGUGUUGGAAGGCGACCGAACUUUAUACGAUGCUUAUGCGCCCCCGUCGAGGACUUUCAUGAAGCUCACCGUCAGAGAAGCUCUGGAGCGUGUGUCCAGGACCAAAAUCGACAGACAAACGCGGACCCUGGAGCUUCGAGUUAAAGGCAACGACAUCAACAGUGGAGAGGAAGUGCAGCUGCCCGAAGUGCGAUACGUACUGCCCAAGUGACCACGCAGCCACAUGCAUACCUUUGCGUAAUCAAAUGUAGGUAGAUGAAAGAGCAGCGCUGCUCCGGCCUUCCCUGAAGACGCGCACAGGAAGAAGUGGCGCGCCUUCGCAGCGGCAAUGA